AUGCUUCUUAUUGCUAUGGAUUUUGGGGACAAGGCAAACAAGAAACACCUGAAACUCCAUCUCUUCAUUGCCCUAAAGGAGGCUAGAACAAAAUAUAGGCACGAGUGGAUCAGCGCAAGCCACAACCUCAACUGCAACCCAGACAGAUCACCGGAUCCUGAACCAGAGAAAAUAUUGGAGCUCCCUGAAGGAACACUGACCAUAUAUAAAAAACAAAAAUCAACCCAAGAAGAACAAGAAGAACAGUCCCCUGUGCAAACUCCAAGGCCCCAUAACUUGUGGAGAAAACCAAAGAGGAAGAAGAGCACACCGACAGGAAAUCCAAAGCAACUUGUGGUUGUUGUUGACAACGAUGAUAAAAAGCCCAAAAAGAAAAGAACGAAACCUGAGAACAACAAAUUGAUGAUUGGUCAAGAUCCACAGCCAAUCAGUUCUGAAGAUUCUGUCAAGAAAUUUGAGACAAGGAUGACACCGAACCAUCUCUUCCAACUCAUCUCUGAAAUCAAUAAACCAACAGAUCUUAAGGAAGAGCCAGAUGCAGUAGAUUAUCGCCAACUACAAAGGCAGGCUAUCAGAGAUAUGGGAUUUUGCGCCUUGCUAGAUCUCAAAAUCAAAAAUAUUCCAACAGCCUUAUGUAAUUUUCUGGCAAACAAUUUCCAGACCGAUGCAAGACAAGUCCUAUUAAAUGGGAACAAUGUACUGGAUAUCAAACAGGAAGAUGUUGUUGUUGUACUUGAUCUUCCUCGUGGACCCUAA
Oldenlandia corymbosa var. corymbosa is the source of this 756-nucleotide messenger RNA. NCBI's taxonomy places the organism in Eukaryota, Viridiplantae, Streptophyta, Magnoliopsida, Gentianales, Rubiaceae. The record is from the annotation of a GenBank genome assembly.